AUGUCCUCCUUCUCCAGAGUAGCCCAACGAUCCUGCGCAGCCAUGUGCCGACGGCUGGCUGUCAAGCCUUCGUCUCUCCGAACCUCCUUCAACGACCGGUUUGCGUCUACCAUCAGUGCUGGAAGUGGCAAGAUUCAUCAGGUCAUUGGUGCUGUCGUAGACGGUUAG
Messenger RNA from Beauveria bassiana ARSEF 2860, 168 nucleotides. RefSeq names its product ATP synthase F1. The transcript is spliced from 2 exons. The coding region runs from base 1 to 168 and encodes 55 amino acids. The record is from RefSeq and is a predicted model, not a curated record. NCBI's taxonomy places the organism in Eukaryota, Fungi, Ascomycota, Sordariomycetes, Hypocreales, Cordycipitaceae.